GACUCGUGUGGUCGUCGAAGUUUGUCAUACAAGCCUUUCUACGUCGAUGUCAAACGUCAAAACAAAAACAAACAAACUGUCACUUCGGUUUCGCGUUCUUCGCGUUCAAACGUAGGUGUUGAGCAAUUUUGAGGCAGUUUUGAGAUUUGCUUGCCCUUAUUGUAAAAUAUGCUCAGCCCCAGGACAAUGUCACUACGAGCAAAAAACCGGGCUCUUCUAAAAGCCCUAGACCAGUACACUGACAUAAUCAGUGAUCAUACUUCUAGUGCGCACGGGGUUAAUUUUGAAGAUGAAAAAUUCGUUGGCAGUGCCGAAAGUCAUCGUGCCCAUCAUGUAGCUCCUUCAGAAUUCAUUUCAAGUUUCCACAAACAUCUUUCUGCAGAAGACUUGAGGCCGAGAAAGCCAUUGCAGUGGCGAAACAGCUACAUCCCACUUCAUAAGUCUGAGACCUACAUUAAUUUUGAUGGAAACAGACAUGUCAAUAGUCUGUUGUCAAACGUAGAUGUUAAAGAUAAAAAUUAUCCUCUGGUUCAAAAUGAAAAAUAUAUGAAAGUUUCUUCUCCAUUAAGACCUUCUGCAUUAGGCUCAACUGGUGACUUGCAAGCUAUAGUUCAUGAAAUUAUCUCAGAAAUGAAAGAAGCAAAACCACUCAAGACAAGUCUCACCUUAACAAGAAAGAGCAGUGGAAGUAGAAAUUCUUCAACAUCACUCAUGAAAUCUGUUCGGGGGAAGUCCAUCUCACUCCAACAACAACGUGCUGCCGAAGCCCAAAUGCAUGCUCCAACACACUCUCAUUUACUGUCAAAGUGCUCCUGCACAGACUUUGGAAAGGUCAGAGCCAAUCCAGACAGUAAAUACGUUGUGCAGCUUUAUGGCCACAAACAGCGUAUACCGUUCAGGUUAAAAAGACAGCGAUACAGAGCUGAUUCCGUUUCCAGACCCCCGAGAACAGUGAAAUGGGCCGAUACUGAUCCCCCUAUUAUGUCGCCAACCAACGUAAAAGUAGGUGGUUUUACAUCUCUAACACAACCACAUGAAGACUUUAAGGCUGGUGGAGAUUUUUCUGAGAAUCAUGAAAGAAACUCCGGGCAGGUUCAUUCUGACUGUCGGGAAUCCCAGAGCAGUUUUAUAGAUAGGGUUCGGACAUUUCGCGAGUCUCAUUGGGAAGAUUGUCAUGCUUCCCCAAGAGGAGCAACAACUUCUGAACAUGACUGUGUCCACCACUAUAUCCUUAACAGGCGUCUAUUUCUGGAGCCUGUGCACACAAUAAAUGGCGAAAGCAGCUGCCCUGUGUGCUCACUGACUUCAAAUCAACCUGAACGACUACAUGGCCACAACACAAGAUUAAAUUAUCUUGCAAGCCAGCCGAGUAAAAUCUUGGUCACUUUGCCAACAGUACUACUUGAAGAUAGCCGUUCUCCCUCCAAAUCAAAUGUAGAUGCAUCGGCCAUCAGGCAAGAAAUGCGAAAAAAAGAACGACGGAACCACGUCUAAGGUCAGCGCCCUGCUUCGAAAAAAAGGACGACGAGGUGCGACAACAUGCCCGUGAUAACUGGGACUCCUGCCGGCCGGUCUACCGGUCUGGUCUAGUGGCGUAGCGCUAAGUCGCGAAGCAAAGUAGGCAGUUCAGGAUGCACGCACUGCCGAAGGCGGGGGGAGGGGGAGUCCGCUGAUUGCUUAUUCCGAGAGUCGCUUUCUUCGCUCUGUCUCUCUUGAAAUCAUAGGCGCCCUGCAUAGGUGCAAGAGAGACAGAGAGACUUUCGGAAUCAGCCUGCUGCGGUGCAGGCCAGUGGCGCGUGUGGUCCGGUUCCCCGACUAAGUGACCGCUCUUUUCUCAUUGGUGUUCGUAGGGUCCUUGCAGCAAGCCGAGGGACUUCCCUCUUGACGCUGGGGCUGCUGCGGCGGGGGAAUGCCCAGGAGGCCCUCGCCGAGGCUUGCCACCGUGCUUGUCACAGCGCGAUGGGAAGACAAAGCGGUUCCGGGGAAAGGUUGCCUAGGUUACCGGCGGUUACCGGGCGCGGUGCGCUAUCGCCCUGCUACGCCGCUACCGCCGCGGCACAGCAAGCUUAACGCUUCACUAACGCCGCCACGCCGCGGCGGCCGCGUUUUUUUUUUACGACCGAAACGCCCUUCCCCGCGCCUCGCCGCCACGCCGCCUCGGCCCACGCGAGCUGCACGACAUGCAACCGGCCAUUAAAAGAGAAGUCAGAGUGGGCAUUACGCGGAUGUGUACGCCAUCGGCCAUCGUGUCAAAGGGCAGGGCGGCGGGGCGGCCCGACCUCGCGGACUUGCAGCACCCGGUGUCGGCAGGGUUGCCUACUCCAGCCUGCCCGCCCUGCCCGCCGAGCGAACGCUGGGGCUGCAGAAGGUGUAGCCGGUCGUCCUGUCCGGGGAGUGCGUGGGCGUGCCUCGGGGCGUGCGGUGGAGGGCAGGGGCAGGCCUGGGGCUGCCUGGGACAGGGGGACAGGGCCACGGCUUGGCGCUGGGCGGGCUGCGCGGGCUGCGCGGUGCCGCCGUGCCGGUACUGGUUUCUUGUAAUGACUCCGCAUUGCGAUUCGCACCGCGUCCCGAAGCCGAGGCGAAGGCGGACCGCGAACUCAUUCUCGGCUGUCACUCGCGUCUAGUCUCUCGUACAAAGUAGUGCCGCGGGAAAGGGAGCGAACCGUAUCAUUCUGUCAACCAGACAGAUUCAUUCAAUUAUUUUGAUGUAAUUAGUUUUUACUGCCAUAUGUCUGUUUUUAUCAUUAUUAAGUCUAUCAGAAAUGUAUUAUCACAGUGUUGAGAUUUUAGUUAGUUUAUGUGACAAGUGGGGGUGAAAAAAAAAUGUGUUGAAAAGCCAAGCUUUGAAAAUGUAAUCACUUUGUUGCUUGUUUGCUUCUGUUUUACGUGUGUACUGUGAAUUUUAAAAAAUAAUAAAAUUUUCGAAGUCGUUA
Molecule: messenger RNA, 2933 nt
Organism: Thrips palmi
Lineage: Eukaryota; Metazoa; Arthropoda; Insecta; Thysanoptera; Thripidae
Exons: 7
Coding region: 169-1494 (441 amino acids)
Biological process (GO): negative regulation of cell migration; negative regulation of G2/M transition of mitotic cell cycle
Source: RefSeq, a predicted model, not a curated record